This is a messenger RNA of Alternaria atra, 1350 nucleotides long. RefSeq lists its product as uncharacterized. The transcript has a single exon. Lineage: Eukaryota; Fungi; Ascomycota; Dothideomycetes; Pleosporales; Pleosporaceae. Bases 1 to 1350 code for a protein of 449 amino acids. The record is from RefSeq and is a predicted model, not a curated record.
AUGGCUCCUACGAACGCUUUCACCAAUGAACAUGUCCAAGACGAGCAACCCGACGCUGAGUCUACGUUCGUCGUUGGCGAUGAAGAAGACAGGGAUGAUGCCGCUUCCCAAGAGAUCAUGACGAUAUCAACAGCCGAACAGGAACUAGAACCCUACGAAACUUUACGCCUCAGGGUUCCGCAGCUCAUGCGCGAUCUCUUCCCUGGUUACCGCACCGAAGAUGUAGAUAUUGAGCGGAUACAUGACGGCCGACAUAACCGCAUCAUUGGCAUCACGCUCUGCAAAUCCCCACCCAAGGCACCAUGGUACUCUACUCGGGGUAUCCAUGAGAUGAUCCGACCAUGUCUCACGGGUCGGAAGAAUCGUACAAGCAAACCAAAGCAAUUCGUUCUGCGAAUCCCGCGCAACCCUCCUCAGAAUAUGCACCACCAAGUCACUACCCUAGCAUACUUAAGUUACAAGCUCGAACACCCUGUCCCUAAAGUCACCGUUUUCGACGCAGGUGCAGAUAACGCCCUAUGUCACGCAUACAUACUCCAAGAGCGGCUACCCGGCCAACUUCUAAGCAAUCUGUGGCCAACAUUGAAUCAAGCUCAGCGACUCAGUGCCACCCGAGCUAUCUCCAAUAUCGUACUAGAUAUAAGAAAGAUCAAGAAUAAGUGUCCUGGCCUCAUUAGCAUCCGCAACUCCACCUACGAUCUUAAGCGCGAUCUCGUCAGCACUGAAACCGUUCCCAUCCCUCGCACCCGACCUAAUACUCAUCCAACAAGCGUCGACGACUCACUCUCUGUUCCGCAGAGUACAAGAGAUUUCCUGCUCGACCUCUGCGCCCGUCAACGCGCGCAUGCUGGUGUAACGAAACUACCCGCCUGCAACGAUCUCUGGGAUAAGAUCAUCAAGGCGAUCGAAACGCUACAUUCUUUAGGUCUCAUCCCCAGCUCUUCACCGUUCCAUCUCUACCACGGCGACUUUCACCUACAUAACCUCCUCACAUCUGUCACAUCCGAAUCAACCGUCGAAAUAACGGGGAUCAUGGAUUGGGAUCUCGCUUUCUUUGCACCAGCUUUUCUGAGCACGCGCGCGCCGAAUUUUCUAUGGACUAGUGGGGAUCGCAGAGGAGUUGAGGAUGGCGAUGCGAUGAUCGGACCGCAGGAUGCGGAGUUAUUAGAAGUUAAACGUACGUUUGAGAGUGUUGUCGGGGACAGCUUCUUGAAGGAGGCGAACUGUCCAGGACUGAUACUGGCGCGUCGGUUAUUUCAUAUCUUGCUCGAGGGUUUUGAGAAUGGCGGGGACAUUUUUCUUGCGGAGGAGAUUGUUGAGGAGUUUGAGAGGUCACAUCCAUUGGCGUAG